AUGUCCUGGCGUUCCCCCAAACGCCUCCCCUUUCUCGCCCCUAUCGACACGCGCGAUGGGAUCCCUCUUCAGCACCGAGGCCACCAGCGUGUACCCUCUCGUGCUUCAGCCGAGUACGACUACGACGCCGAGGCCCAGAACAGCCAGCGCUCCAUACCCAAGGGUGCUCCCGGACUGGCGCGAAAGAAGACGUUGGUAAAGCCCGAAAGAGAAGUGGUGGACCCCAACCACAGGCUGAGGCAUUACCGGGAGCAUGCGGUGGAGGAUCAUAUGGAUAUCCAGGCUAGUGCCACCGGCAACCGACCCGCCCCAGUCACCUUUAGCAAUUCUCUCCAGCGCGGCAAGUCUCUUCUGAUUCGCGAGCUUGCCGAAAACCACAAUGCCGACUACAUACCCAAAGAAGGCAAAGACCACCCACCCCUCUGCUGCCUCGGCGACAUUGCCCCCGGCCCCAAAGACUGCUGGAUGAUCUACUGCUAUAUCAUCACUCUCUGGAUCCCCGUCUUUGUCAUCCGCAAGGUGUUUAAGCGUGUCGACGCUGAGGGUAUCCGGGCGUUCCGGGAAAAGAUGGGAAUCGUGGCGAUCCUUUCCAGUUUGAUGGCUAUCGUCGGCUUUGUCACGUUCGGAUUCACCCAGACUGUUUGUGGUGAUAAUGCGCUUCGUAUAUCCGGUGGACAGGCCAACCUUGGAUCCCUCGUCAUCAACGGGUACGACUAUGACUUUUCCACGUGGCGUCACCCCGAAGCUGGCUCGCUUUUCAAUGGGUCUACCAGUCCGCUCUGGAUGGACCAGUACAAUGCCGGUGGGAUGGACGCCAGUUUCCUUUUUCAAAAAGUCAACCAGCAUUGCUUGGGCAUCAUCACUCCCGCCGAGGGGACCCGUAUCACGACGAAUGGCGACAACAUGGGCUGGUACUUUGCUUGCAAUCUUCACGACCAGAAUGAUACUUCUGUCGCAAACACUACCAAUUACGGCUCCGACUACAACUGCCACCCCUCGCAAAAGGCUAGAGACGCGUUUGACGCUGUCGUGCCCACGGCCAAGAUAUUUUACACUUGGGACAGAGUGGCGGAUACCGAGGUCAACCUUGCGGCUUACAAGAGUUCGAUCCUCGACUUUAACCUCCUUCGAGGCCUUGACAGCUCCCAAGUCAAAUACCCAACCUUGUUUGAUACGCUCAAGAACCGCAAUGCCAGCUGGGCCGGAAAAGACAUCUCUGCUCUCGUUGAACGCGCCAACGCUACCGAGUACGCCGACUGCCUCGCCGACAUUAUUCAAGUCGGAUAUGUCGACAGCAUGACCAUUGGCUGCUUCAUCUCCAACAUGGUCCUCUACGUCUCUCUCAUCUUCAUCCUCGGUGCCGUUCUCAUCAAGUUUUUCAUGGCUGUCACCUUUGGCUGGUUUUUGAGCUGGAGGUUGGGCAACUUAUAUGGGAUAAAGUAUCAGGACCGGAUACAGAGGGCGAAAGAGAUUGAGAGCUGGACAGAGGACAUGCCGACUCAUGCUCCCGAGCACUUGAUGCCGGAUGCUCCCGUCGAAGGGAAGCAACCCCAGAAGAAGGUCGAAAAGAGGCGCUUGCUAGCCCUCCCCACAAAGUCGCGCUUCAGUCAGUACAGCAUGCCCCGAGGCAAUUUGCCCAGUCGCCCUUCUACGAUGAUGAGCCAACGCCAGUCAUUCUACUCUGCUGCUUCCAGACCUGUCACGGCUUCCGACCUUGCCGGAGUGGUAGUGGGUGGAUCUCACAAGGUCUCUGGUUCCCAGCCGUCGAGCCCCAUCGUCGCCUCGAGCACCCCGAGCGCAGCAGGUUUCGGUAAUGACCCCAACGACUCUUCUCUAAAGGUCCCUUCCGGCGCUACUCUGCGUGAAUCCACAAGUUUCGCCUCCCUCAUGUCCAACCCCGAUGCCCGUCUCCCUUUGUCUCCCCAUGUCAUCGCCCAGCCCGAGGCAGACGAUGAACCGUACGGAUACCCCCUUAUCCACUCCAUCUGCCUUGUGACGGCGUACUCGGAGAGUAUCGACGGUUUGCGACAGACGCUCGACUCGCUUGCCACCACCGACUAUCCCAACUCGCACAAGGUGAUCUUGGUCAUUGCAGAUGGCAUGGUCAGAGGGUCAAAGUCGGACAAGGAAAAGGCGGCAGACGAGGCGGCUGGGAUCCCGGAACAAGAGGUCGACUAUACUCCCAAUCUCGUCUUGAGCAUGAUGAAGGAUCUUGUCCAGCCUGCCGACGAGGUUGUGGCUCAAUCUUGCGUGGCCAUCGCAGACGGGCAAAAGCAGCACAAUUUGUGCAAGGUCUUUUCGGGAUUUUACGACUAUGGCGCGGAUUCGCAGGUCGAGGAUACCAAGCAACAGCGCGUGCCCAUGGUCCUUGUUGUCAAAGUCGGUAACCCCUCCGAGGCUGGUACGAGCAAGGCCGGCAAUCGAGGCAAGCGCGACUCUCAGGUGCUUCUCAUGAAGUUUCUGCAGCGAGUCAUGUUCCACGAGCGCAUGACGGCUUUUGAGUAUGAGUUCUUCAACUCGCUCUGGCGUGUCACGGGAGUGACUCCAGACAUGUACGAGACGGCUCUGUGUGUGGAUGCGGAUACGGUCGUCUUUCCGGAUUCCUUGCAGAGGAUGAAUGCGUGCAUGGUCAACGACCUCAACAUUAUGGGAUUGUGUGGAGAGACCAAGAUUGCCAACAAGGCCGAGACGUGGGUGACCAUGAUUCAAGUCUUCGAAUACUACAUCUCGCACCACCUCACAAAAGCGUUCGAAUCGGUAUUCGGCGGCGUCACCUGUCUCCCUGGAUGCUUCUCGAUGUAUCGGAUCAAGACGCCAAAGGGCGAUGAAGGAUACUGGGUCCCCGUCCUCGCCAACCCGGACAUCUGCGAACACUAUUCCGAAAACGUCGUCAACACUCUGCACAAGAAGAACCUCCUGCUUUUGGGCGAAGACCGCUACCUCUCAACUCUCAUGCUCAAGACCUUUCCGAAGCGCAAGAUGAUCUUUUGCCCCCAGGCAGUCUGCAAGACCCAAGUCCCUGCCGAAUUCGGAGUCCUCCUCUCGCAGCGCCGCCGCUGGAUCAACUCUACCGUCCACAACCUGUUUGAACUGGCGCAGGUGCGCGAUCUCUGUGGAACCUUUUGCUUCUCGAUGCAAUUCGUCGUGUUUAUGGAUUUGGUGGGUACUUUGGUGCUCCCAGCCGCCAUCAGCUUUACCAUGUACAUCAUCAUCGUCUCGAUCAUUCCCCAGGACAAGACCGGUAUUCCCCGCCCUAUCAUCUCUCUCGUCCUGCUCGCCUUUAUCCUCGGUCUCCCCGGUCUCCUCAUCGUCAUCACAUCUCGCAAAGUAGCCUACGUCGGCUGGAUGCUCCUCUAUCUGCUCUCUCUCCCGAUCUGGAACCUUGUCCUUCCUGCGUAUGCCUACUGGCACAUGGACGACUUUUCGUGGGGCGCGACGCGAGUGGUAGCGGGCGAAGGGAAGGGGGAUGACAAGCAUGGAGAGAAGGAAGGAGAGUUUGAUGCUAGCGUGAUUGUGAUGAAAAAGUGGGAAGAGUUUGAAGCGGAUAGGCGGUGGGCUGUGCUGGAAGAGGCAAAGUUGGCGUCACUAUCGUUGCCAGUAUCACCUGUUGGCAGUAGCCGGAGUGGGCAUCAGCCGUUUGAUCCGAGUAGAGAUUUGCUGAAUAUAGGGCGACUUGGGGAAGGAAUUGUAUGA
Messenger RNA from Cryptococcus wingfieldii CBS 7118, 3693 nucleotides. Its product is annotated as chitin synthase. The transcript is spliced from 4 exons. Gene Ontology annotation, molecular function: chitin synthase activity. The coding region runs from base 1 to 3693 and encodes 1230 amino acids. The record is from RefSeq and is a predicted model, not a curated record. Gene Ontology annotation, cellular component: cell septum; cell periphery. Lineage: Eukaryota; Fungi; Basidiomycota; Tremellomycetes; Tremellales; Cryptococcaceae.